Molecule: messenger RNA, 392 nt
Organism: Colletotrichum phormii
Lineage: Eukaryota; Fungi; Ascomycota; Sordariomycetes; Glomerellales; Glomerellaceae
Exons: 1
Coding region: 195-380 (61 amino acids)
Source: RefSeq, a predicted model, not a curated record
CCGAUACUUGGGGUGUUGUACUUUUGCAUUACCCCUUGCUUUAGUCGCAAAGUUGCAAAAGCUGUUGCAAUAAUUGCGGCAUCGCGCCCAUUGCCGGCCGCCACAAAUGUAUCCGUACAAGUACCUGAGAAAAGUCUGUCCAGUCAUUCCCAAUUCUCCUUCUUGCUAUUCUCGCUUUACUAUCUUGAUUGGAUAUGCAUAACGGAAAAAAGAGAGGCCUCCUCUAUUGUGCAUAUCGACGGGCGCAUCGUGCCGCGUCUCCCCAUUCCGAUCCGGCAAGGUACCACGAUCAGAUAAACCUGAAUUCCGAAUGUGUGUCACUGGAAGUUGAACCAUACUGGAGAGAGAGAGAGAGAGAGAAAAUGGCUCUUCCCGAUUGAGUAACCCAGAGG